AUGGACAAAUCUAUUAAACUUGCUAAAGUUACAAAAGUUCUCGGACGUACUGGAUCACAAGGACAAUGUACACAAGUUCGUGUUGAAUUCCUUGACGAUCCUGCUCGUUCAAUUAUUCGUAAUGUUAAAGGACCAGUACGUGAGGGAGAUGUUCUUACACUUCUUGAAGCAGAACGUGAAGCCAGAAGACUUCGUUAA
This is a messenger RNA of Strongyloides ratti, 198 nucleotides long. RefSeq names its product 40S ribosomal protein S28. Gene Ontology annotation, biological process: translation; ribosomal small subunit assembly; maturation of SSU-rRNA. The record is from RefSeq and is a predicted model, not a curated record. Gene Ontology annotation, cellular component: cytosolic small ribosomal subunit; ribosome. The coding region runs from base 1 to 198 and encodes 65 amino acids. The transcript has 2 exons. Gene Ontology annotation, molecular function: structural constituent of ribosome. Lineage: Eukaryota; Metazoa; Nematoda; Chromadorea; Rhabditida; Strongyloididae.